Molecule: messenger RNA, 446 nt
Organism: Microdochium trichocladiopsis
Lineage: Eukaryota; Fungi; Ascomycota; Sordariomycetes; Xylariales; Microdochiaceae
Exons: 1
Coding region: 48-272 (74 amino acids)
Source: RefSeq, a predicted model, not a curated record
UGUCAUCCAGGCCGAGGGCAAGAGGCAAGAAUGUAUUCGGCGAUCCUAUGUCGAGAGAGGCAACUGUUUGGAGCAGCUGUCUCGGGCUUGCAGCAAUUUUAGCCUCGAGCGCCUGCCUACGAGGUGCCGCUGUGGGACGACCCUAUGAACGGCUUAGAGGCGCCAGGACGCGCCAGCGAUUCUGCACAUCGUGGCAGACCUGGAUGUCUCAGGACCUUGGAGUUGAUGCUGUUAGUCCUUGUGCCGACAUGCGCCUAGCGCGCGUGCCCUAGCAGGCAUAGAGGAAAGACUUGCCGUCCGACCUUGAUAUUAUGGGGCGAUGACGGACUACCGUGCUUCGGGGCGCUGCCCGGGCAGACUGCUUUCCGCCAUACCGGUGUUGAAGCCCUCGUUCACGUUUCAACAAGUGCAUAUAAGCUGGAUACUGGUCGAUUCACAGCCUGCCU